AUGUUCGUCCGGGCACCCCUCUCCACUAACCUUCUCCGCCCCCUCUCCCACCCCGGCUCGUCCUACACCGCCGGCCGCCACCUCAUCCGCGUCCGUCACCUCGCCUCCGAGGCUGGUGCCUACGACGUCGCCGUCAUCGGCGGUGGCCCCGGUGGUUAUGUCGCUGCCAUCAAGGCCGCCCAGGAGGGUCUCAAGACCGUCUGUAUCGAGAAGCGCGGCAAGCUCGGAGGAACCUGCCUGAACGUCGGCUGCAUUCCCUCCAAGGCUAUGCUUAACAACUCCCACAUCUACCACACCAUCACCCACGACACCAAGAACCGCGGUAUCGAUGUCGGCGAGGUCAAGGUGAACCUCCCCAACAUGCUCGCUGCCAAGGAUGCCUCCGUCAACGCCCUCACCGGCGGUAUCGAGACCUACCUCUUCAAGAAGUACGGUGUCGACUACAUCAAGGGUACUGCCUCGUUCGAGUCGCCCCACAAGCUCAACGUCGCCCUCAACGACGGCGGUGAGACCCAGGUCGAGGCCAAGAACGUCAUCAUUGCCUCUGGCUCCGAGGUCAUGCCCUUCCCCGGCAUUGAGAUUGACGAGGAGCGCAUCGUCUCCUCGACUGGUGCCCUCUCCCUCAAGGAGGUCCCCCAGAAGAUGAUCGUCAUCGGUGGAGGUGUCAUUGGUCUCGAGCUCGGCUCUGUCUGGUCGCGCCUCGGCGCCGAGGUCACCGUUGUCGAGUUCCAGGGCGCCAUCGGUGCCGGCAUGGACGGUGAGGUCGCCAAGAACUUCCAGAAGAUCCUCCAGAAGCAGGGCUUCAAGUUCAAGCUCAACACCAAGGUCGUCUCUGCCGAGCGCCAGGGUGACAACGUCAAGCUCAAGGUCGAGUCGGCCAAGGGCGGCAAGGAGGAGGAGCUCGACGCCGACGUCGUUCUCGUCGCCAUCGGCCGUCGCCCCGUCACCAAGGGCAUGAACCUCGAGAAGGUCGGCGUCGAGCUCGACCCCAAGGGCCGUGUCGUCAUUGACGACCAGUUCAACACCUCCGUCCCCGGCGUCAAGUGCAUCGGUGACGCCACUUUCGGCCCCAUGCUUGCCCACAAGGCCGAGGAGGAGGGUAUUGCCGCCGUCAACUACAUCAAGCACGGCCACGGCCACGUCAACUACGACGUCAUCCCCUCCGUCGUUUACACCCACCCUGAGGUCGCCUGGGUCGGAAAGACCGAGGAGCAGCUCAAGGCCGACGGCGUCAAGUACAAGGUCGGAAAGUACCCCUUCGCCGCCAACUCGCGUGCCAAGACGAACCAGGACACUGACGGCUUCGUCAAGCAUCUCGUCGAGAAGGACACUGAGCAGAUCCUCGGCACUCACAUUAUUGGCUCGGAUGCGGGGGAAAUGAUCGCCGAGGCCUGUCUUGCGCUCAACUACGGCGCCUCCGCCCAGGACGUCGCCGACACCUGCCACGCCAUCUGCGCACUAGCGCCAGACGCUAGCCCGCUAGCCCCGUUCCUGUCGAGAGACUGCGCACAGGGAGUGGAGGCAAGUGGCAGAACCAAAUGUGGCACCCCGUCAUCCCUCCACGAACCACAACUAAUUCCACAGCACCCCACGCUCUCCGAGGCCUUCAAGGAGGCCGCGAUGGCUGCCCACGGACAACCGAUCAACUUCUAA
This is a messenger RNA of Trichosporon asahii var. asahii CBS 2479, 1653 nucleotides long. RefSeq names its product Lpd1. Gene Ontology annotation, molecular function: flavin adenine dinucleotide binding; dihydrolipoyl dehydrogenase (NADH) activity. NCBI's taxonomy places the organism in Eukaryota, Fungi, Basidiomycota, Tremellomycetes, Trichosporonales, Trichosporonaceae. The coding region runs from base 1 to 1653 and encodes 550 amino acids. Gene Ontology annotation, cellular component: mitochondrion; oxoglutarate dehydrogenase complex. The transcript is spliced from 7 exons. The record is from RefSeq and is a predicted model, not a curated record.